UUUACACUUGAAUUGCUAAAGUUUCUGGUUUCAUCACCUAUAAAUAUGACUGCAAUUUCAUCUCCUUCAUCAUCAAACACUUCAAUUGAAACCAAAAACUCAAGCUUUUAUACUCUAUACUCUGUUUUACACAACCCAAUUUUGAACUAAAAUGUCUCUGAUUCCAACUUUCUUUGGUGGUCGACGGAGCAACAUCUUCGACCCAUUUUCACUAGACAUAUGGGAUCCACUCGAAGGUUUCCCAAUUGCAAACCCCUCAUCCUCUGUUAAUGAAACCUCUGCUUUCGCAAAUGCGAAAAUCGAUUGGAAAGAAACCCCGGAAGCCCAUGUCUUUAAAGUGGAUGUACCUGGGAUUAAGAAAGAGGAAGUGAAAGUUGAAGUUGAAGAAGGAAGGAUUUUGCAGAUUAGUGGUGAGAGGAGUAAAGAACAAGAGGAGAAGAAUGAUCAAUGGCACCGUAUGGAGAGGAGUAGUGGUAAGUUUGUAAGGAGGUUUAGGUUGCCGGAGAAUGUGAAAAUGGAGGAAAUUAAGGCCGCGAUGGAGAAUGGAGUGCUUACUGUAACUGUUCCUAAAGAAGAAGGGAAGAAACCUGAAGUAAAUGCCAUUGAUAUUUCUGGUUGAAAAAAAGUUGCAGAUCAAGUGUUUGUCGAAAGUCCUCGAUUAAAAAUGGAGCAAUACAAUCUAUUCAAAUAUUGCAUUUACCAUACGGUAUAACACAAUACAUUAUAUUAUGAAAUAAUGAAUAACAAUUAUCCAAACCGAGUGUUAAGUCUUUUGGUUUGUUAAUGUGUGUUUGUAGUUUGUCUAAGGUUGUGUGUAUUCUACUUGCUCUUUGUAAUCAAGAAAAUGUUGUGUGUUUAAUUAAUGAAUAAUUUCUUUUUUAACAUA
Molecule: messenger RNA, 886 nt
Organism: Solanum stenotomum
Lineage: Eukaryota; Viridiplantae; Streptophyta; Magnoliopsida; Solanales; Solanaceae
Product: 18.2 kDa class I heat shock protein-like
Exons: 1
Coding region: 152-619 (155 amino acids)
Biological process (GO): response to salt stress; response to heat; protein folding
Source: RefSeq, a predicted model, not a curated record